GGGAGUGGUGGGGCGGGUCCUCCCGGCUGUCAGCUGUGGCCCUAGGCGCCUAGGCGGGGUGGCGGUGGCCAUUGGCGGAUAGGAGGGCGGGGCGGGCUCGCCCGGAGCGGCUAUACUAGGCCGUUCCAGCGGAGGUGAGCAACCGGCCUGGGAGGCACAGUGUGUGUUGCAGCGAUCCGGCUUGCAGCAGAGAUCCGGCUUGGCCCUGCGAGGAAGGCUGUGUGCAGCAACGAUCCGGCUUGGCCAUGGCAGCGGCGCCUCUGAAAGUGUGCAUCGUGGGCUCGGGAAACUGGGGAUCAGCUGUUGCAAAAAUCAUCGGAAGCAACGUGAAGAAGCUGCAGAAGUUCUCCUCCACGGUCAAGAUGUGGGUCUUCGAGGAGACUGUGAAUGGGAGAAAGCUGACGGACAUUAUCAACAACGACCAUGAAAACGUGAAAUAUCUCCCAGGACACAAGCUGCCAGAGAAUGUGGUCGCUGUCCCAAAUCUCAGUGAAGCUGUGCAGGAUGCCGACCUGCUGGUGUUCGUCAUCCCCCACCAGUUCAUUCACAAGAUCUGUGACGAGAUCACAGGCAGGGUGCCCAAGAAGGCCCUGGGGAUCACCCUCAUCAAGGGCAUAGAUGAGGGCCCCGACGGGCUGAAGCUCAUCUCCGACAUCAUCCGAGAGAAGAUGGGAAUUGAUAUCAGCGUGCUGAUGGGGGCCAACAUCGCCAGUGAGGUUGCUGCAGAGAAGUUCUGUGAGACCACCAUUGGCAGCAAAGUGAUCCAGAACGGCCUCCUCUUCAAGGAGCUCCUGCAGACACCCAACUUCAGAAUCACGGUGGUAGACGAUGCGGACACCGUGGAGCUUUGCGGUGCUCUUAAGAACAUUGUUGCAGUGGGAGCUGGCUUCUGCGACGGCCUCCGCUGUGGGGACAACACCAAGGCAGCCGUCAUCCGCCUGGGCCUCAUGGAAAUGAUUGCUUUCGCCAAGAUCUUCUGUAAGGGCCAGGUGUCCACGGCCACCUUCUUGGAGAGCUGCGGGGUGGCUGACCUCAUCACCACCUGCUACGGAGGGCGGAACCGCAGGGUGGCAGAGGCCUUCGCCAGGACCGGGAAGACCAUCGAGGAGCUGGAGAAGGAGCUACUGAAUGGGCAGAAGCUCCAGGGCCCUCAGACGUCGGCGGAGGUGUACCGAAUCCUCAAGCAGAAGGGGCUGCUGGACAAGUUUCCCCUCUUCACUGCAGUGUAUCAGAUCUGCUAUGAAGGCAAGCCUGUCACGCAGAUGCUGUCCUGCCUGCAGAGCCACCCGGAGCACAUCUGAAGGAAGUCAUGCAGCCAUCAGGAACAGCUCUGCCUUGCCCACUGUAGGACCACCAGAAAACCAGGGGUUGGCAGCAAUAUCCUGCUGAACUGUACUCUGAUUGGAACACAUACAAAUUGUUACAGCUUUGUCUCUGUGCCAGGAGAGGCACUUCCCCGGCCAAGAUGUGUCGGGUAACAGCUACAGACACACACGCACAUGAGUGAGUAUAUGUGUGAGUGAGUGUGUGUAUGUGUGUGUGUGUGUACACAAGUGUGCACCUUUCUCAUUCUGUGAGUGUUUCUCUGAACCCAAAUCAGGUGUCUAUUUUAAUGAUCACAUUUUAAAUUUCCGCUACAGGACUGCUUGUGAGAGUAGAACUAACUCAAGCUAAAUUUUAUGGCUGUGACUGGUUUAUAUACGAGUGAAGGGAGGAAGUGGUUUGUUUUGUCCUCUGAAACAGUUAUCCAACAUUUAAAAGGUCUGCAUAUAUGUGCGUUUAAAGACCACCACACUUUACUUUAAACAGCAGCUCAGAGCCAGCAACAUGAGCUCCUUAGAUUGUGGAUUGACAGCUUAACAAUCAGGUGUUUUAAUUAGAUGCUCCACGUACACAUUUCUUCUUGAUACAGAUACCACAUUUCUCUCCUCUUCCCUCUUUACUCGCUGCUAGAAUGGGCUUUUCUACAGACCCAGCAAGGCAGAGGAAGAAGAUGUCCCUGCAAUAGCUGACAUUUCCUCCUGGGUACAAUUUUAUCAUGCUCUUUGCUAGGUGGGACUUUCUACAGCUGUGUCUCUUCAGGCUCAUGGAAUCUUCAAGAGGGCCACUGUCACUUCUCAUGCAUGUAAGAAGCCAUAGCUGUAUUCGGUCACCCAGGGACAUGGACAACCCUCCAUCCCUCCAGGAUGGGACCUGCUAGGAUGUGCAAAGAGUCAGAAAGUCACCACUCCAAGUGAUGUCCCCAAUCCAGGGGACAUCCAGCUGGGUGGUUCCCAGGUCUCAAAAAUAGCCCCUGUGUUUCAACAUUGCCUUCCAUGCAUCUUUGAUGCUCACUACAGUUUGAGAGCCACUAGAUUAGAGAAGUUACAGCCUUUGCCGAACAAUGUUCUAUAAGAGACAAGUGCCCUGGAGUCUCCUGGCUCUCCCAGGUGGACCCUGGAAUGGCCAGGUGAGUUUGGCCAUUCCAGUUGCCUGCCUCUUCACACUUUCCUAGAGGGGGGAGGGAGCCUGGAUACUCGGAACCUGCUAAGCUAAAAAGUCCCAAACACAUUAGACUGAGAGAUUUUUACUAGAAUAUUAACCAUUUCUAGAGAAUACUGGUGACCCUUAUGUUCCACGGAGAAUCAAGAUGACUAACUUCCUGUGAGAGUUUGUUCUAUGUAACCUUGGCUGGCCUUGAACUUGUUACCUUCUUGCCUCUGUCUCCUGAGUGGCCUGGGUUUUGCAGUUUCUGACCUUUCUGAAUCCCUGAGGAAAUUUUCAGGAGACAGGGUCAGGCACAGACAAGUUGAUGUCGACUUACUGAAACGCACACUAUCUGGAGUGAGUGCUCUGGAUGCUAGAAUUAGAACACAGAUGAUUUUAUCUUUAUUUAAAAACCAGGCAUCCCGAGGGGGUGGGAAGAGCAUGUGGAUGCCAUUGUCCUGUGCUUUUAGCUUAUGAGAGUUUCUACUUCCUCUCCCUCAUCCUGGGUUUGUUAGUCCCUGCCCUUAUCUACAUCCCUUGUAUAACUGAAAAUGAUUGUAAAAUAAAUUUUUAUGGGAAUUUUUAAAACUAUCCAAGAAGACUUGGAACAUUGUAAAGUCCCAUACCCAACGCGCACAGCAGGAUGAAUAUUUCCGUUUUCAUAAUGAUGUCAAUCAGUUUUUUUCUUGCCUCCUGGUAAGUCUGUUUUGUUUUUUUUUUUUUUUAAACUCUGUACAUAUGUAACAAAGAGUUACUUUUUAAGAUAUCCAAAGGGCUGAAAGCUACCGUGGUGUCUACAAAGUAGCACAGUGCAGAAUUGUUAACCUUUGUGUUUUGCAUCCUCAAUUACAUUCACCCUUCCUCUGGCCUUGUACUUCUGGGUCCUUCCUUCCCUCAUGAAUGACCCUUACUGACUGACAUCCCCCUGAAGUCAGCUGAUGUGCUUAUCAUAAUCCAGUCAUGAUGGAAACAGGUCAAUUUCUCAUUUGCGCUCUGAUGGCCGGAGGUGUUACUCUGCGUUAGCUAUUUUUGUAACCUUGUAACCACCUGCUGAUUGGUGUUUCUUGUGGUGAUUGGAUCAAGGACACCUAGAUUAGAAACUUCACCUGUGAAUGUAAAACUAAACUCUUGCCUUGUUACUCUCUCCACCUCAGUUUUGGACAAACCUCUGGAAAUCCACCCCUGAGGCUAAGCCUGCCUUCUGGUGUUUUCACAGCUGGCCUAAGGAGGGUGCUGUGUGAGAUUGCUGUGUCUAAACAGAAUUGUUUCUCAGCCAGUUCUGACUGGCUGGCCUCCUACUUCCACAUGUACUGUAUUUGUUUACAGACUGUAGGUGGAUGUAUAGUGUAAAGGCUUGGUUUAAUAAACACAACUUUCAAACCUGUA
Messenger RNA from Arvicanthis niloticus (Nile rat), 3852 nucleotides. It is a transcript of the gene Gpd1l, whose product is annotated as glycerol-3-phosphate dehydrogenase 1 like. Gene Ontology annotation, cellular component: cytosol. The record is from RefSeq and is a predicted model, not a curated record. Gene Ontology annotation, biological process: glycerol-3-phosphate catabolic process; carbohydrate metabolic process. Lineage: Eukaryota; Metazoa; Chordata; Mammalia; Rodentia; Muridae. Gene Ontology annotation, molecular function: NAD binding; protein homodimerization activity; oxidoreductase activity, acting on the CH-OH group of donors, NAD or NADP as acceptor.